CAUGCGAGUGGGAGCACCAGGCGCUGGGCUCGGGGCGGAACUCCAGGGAUCGCGUGAAGAAAAUGGCAGACAAGUCGGACAUGGGGGAAAUCGCCGGCUUCGAUAAGGCCAAGCUGAAGAAAACGGAGACGCAGGAGAACACCCUGCCGACCAAAGAGACCAUUGAGCAGGAGAAGCGGCGUGAAAUUUCCUAAGAACCCGGAGGAUUCCCCGCCCCCGU
Mustela erminea (ermine) is the source of this 220-nucleotide messenger RNA. Its product is annotated as thymosin beta-10-like. Gene Ontology annotation, molecular function: actin monomer binding. Lineage: Eukaryota; Metazoa; Chordata; Mammalia; Carnivora; Mustelidae. Gene Ontology annotation, cellular component: cytoplasm. The transcript is spliced from 2 exons. Gene Ontology annotation, biological process: actin filament organization; regulation of cell migration. The coding region runs from base 63 to 194 and encodes 43 amino acids. The record is from RefSeq and is a predicted model, not a curated record.